AUGGGCGCGGAGCAAGUGCACGUCAGCGUGGUGGGCCCUGGGUCUGUGUCCAUCGGCUGGGCCGUGGAGAAUGCCACCGUCGAGAUUCAAGAGCUGGAUGAGCCCAUCAAGACGAUCAGGAUCAGCCCGGAGAGCCAGCGCUACGACAUCCAGUGUGGCCACCGCAACCUGAACCCCUGCGAGCGCCAGAGGUACCGCAGCCCGCUGCUGUUCCAGGCGCGCGCGGACUUGGAGCCGGGGAGGAGAUACCGCUUCCGCCUCUCUGGCCCCUCUGGCCCUGGGCGGUGGCGGCACCUGCGGACGCCCCCGGCUGCCGGAGCCAAGGAGCUGCGGGUGGCAGUGCUGGGUGACGUGGGUCAGACCAAUUGGAGUGCGGCCACCUGCCGCGAUAUCCGGGCCCAAGCGGAGCAUCUGGACUUCGGCGUGCUCUUGGGUGACUUGGCCUACGCGGACGGCCGGGCCUCGCGCUGGGACUCCUUCCAGCGGCUCUUCGACUCGGAGGGCUGCGCGGAGAUUCCCUGGCUGGUGCUGCCGGGUAACCAUGAAGCGGAGCCGGACGAGAUCAGCGGGGAGCCCUUCUUGCCCUUCCGCCGGCGCUGGCGAUUUCCCGAGGCGGCGCCGGAGCAGGUGACCAACGACUCCCGGAUCUUGGACUGGCGGAGCUAUGAGCUGCAGACGCGCUACGACUUUGGGGGCUCGUUCUUCUCCUUCCGCUCGGGGCCUGCCCACUUUGUGGCGCUGAACCCGUACACCGACGCCUCUGCCUCCUCCCCACAGAUCCGGUGGCUGGCGGACGAGGUGAGACCGGCCAAGACGGGCUUCCUGGUGGUUCUGACGCACGCUCCCUGGGUGCACACGUCGAGGGCUCACCAGCCCCAAGUGGAGGCAGCCACGCGCCGGUUGCGGGAUGCUGCGCAACCGCUGCUGCGGCAGGCAGACCUGGUCUUCAGUGGCCAUGUGCACGCCUAUGAGCGGUCUGAGCCCGUGGAUGGGGUGCGGCACUUCGUGGUGGGCCACGGGGGAAACUUCGAGAAGCUUUACGACACUUGGCGAGAGAGCCCCUUCACCGCGUUCCGCUCUGGAGCCCAUUACGGCUGGGGCGUGCUGACUCUGCGGGAAGACGGAGGGAGUUUCCAAGCGCGGCGUUCCAUCGACGGAGCCAUCAUGGACUCCGUGGACUUUGUGCGGUCAAAGACACCGCCAGAUGCUCCUGAGGACGCAGGAGGCGAGACAGGGUUGCCCUGGGCGGCUGCGGUGGCGCUGGUGCUGUGUGUGGUCUGCAGCAAAUGCUGCGCGUGGUUCUUCUACCGCCGCUAUCGGCGCCAGCAAGCCGACGAGGAGGAGAAGAGCUCCCUGAAUGUGGUGACGCUGGGAAUGCCCGCGUCUGCGUGA
Molecule: messenger RNA, 1392 nt
Organism: Effrenium voratum
Lineage: Eukaryota; Dinophyceae; Suessiales; Symbiodiniaceae
Source: the annotation of a GenBank genome assembly